GGAAGCUCUCUUGUAUAUAAGCAGAAUCAAACGCUGUGAACGUAGUUUAAGAACAGUGCGGUAACAACUAAUUUUCUGUAUUCAUUACCGAUCUGUAAUACAUCAUUGUUAUAUUCAACGUGUUCGUUUCAAAGAAUUACGAGACAAUUGUAACUGGCAUCGAUCGGAGAGAAAGAACAUGUUCGUGUUAUCAAAAUAUUUUAUCUAAAUAACGUAAAAAAAUAGUGUACAUAUUUUGAUUUAUUAUUUAUGUGUGAAACAUUUAGUAAACGGACAAGUUUUAAAAUGCAUGCAGAAUCAUCUUCGAUUAUUUACGUGUUUUGCAUCUGAUGUGAUAUUUAACGACCUACAAUUAUCAGUGUUAAAAAUCAUUGCCGUGAAAAUUUAUAUUUCUUUCUUUUGUACUACACUCUCGCUCUUCUGUCAGAGAGACAAAAAAUGACGAACUAUGUAUAAAAGUAAAGUAUUAUCGAAGAUUUAUUCUUUUUAUAAGAUAAUUGACAAAUAGUACAGCAGAUAAAAACAGUGGUGAAAACAUUGAUGAAAAUAAGUUAUUUAAACAAUUAACUGUUUUAUGAAAAACAAACAUGUCUAUGCAAAAUUAUUCUAAGCUUUUAGCACAACUAAAAGAAUACUUACACAAAUCUGGUUAUGAUAAAAGUGUACAGAUUAUUUUAUCCAAAGAUUGGAUAGACUUUUUACAGAAAAUAACAUAUACACAAAUUGAUACUUUAAAAAAGCUAUCGCCUGUUGAAUAUAUAAAGAAUAUCAGUGAUAGUAAAGUGUCACAGACAGAAAAAUAUAUUAAUAAUGAUGAUGAAUUGAAAAGCAACAAUAUUGUCAUAAAAACCACACAAAGAGAAACAUUGACGACCAAUACCACUAAGGAUCAGAAGGUAUAUCAGCAAAUUCGUAAUGUAACUGUAACCGAACAAAAACUAGAAAUUAAAGAACAAUCAUAUGGUUUUUCACAAAUUUUGGACAGUUUAUUUGUUAAAUUAACCACUAAAAGCAAAACAGCUACCUUAGUCAUUUCACCAAAGUGGAAAGUAAAUCUUCAUAAAGAUGUACAACUGCACAGUAUUGCAUCAAGAACACGCCAUGUUUUGAAUAGUAUUAUAACUGCUGAAUCGAAUGCCUCAAGGUGGAGGAGAAUCGAAGAUCUGUUAACUCAUAUUGAUCAAUACCCAGAAGCUAAGCAUUAUGCGAUCAAAGAGGGAGCAAUUAGAAUGUUACUGAAAACUCAACGAAAAACGAAAAAUGAAGAAAUAAAAGCAUCUACUAGGGAAGCACUUGCAGUAUUAGGCUAUGUUGAUCCAUUACCAGGCAGAGGAAUAAAAAUACUUUCGAUCGACGGAGGUGGUAUGCGUGGAAUAUUAGUUAUAGAAAUGUUAAAGAAACUUGAAGAGUUAACAGGGAAGAGAACGCACGAGAUGUUUGAUUACAUAUGCGGCGUGAGCACGGGAGCUAUUCUUGCUGCAGUUUUAGGCGGACAUAAAAGGAAAUCGUUAAAUGAAGUAUCAGAAUUAUACAGAGAAUUAAGUAUUAAAGUUUUUACUCAAAGUGCUAUAAGAGGGACAAGUAAACUAGUAUGGAGCCAUGCAUAUUAUGAUACACUGCUAUGGGAAAAACUAUUGCAAGAACAUUUGGGAGAUAAGGUUCUCAUAAAAACUGUUCGUGAUCCAAAUGCCCCAAAGUUUUCAGCCAUAUCUGCUAUAGUAAACCAUGAACGCGUAAUGGCUUAUGUAUUCCGAAAUUACACUUUGCCUCACAGAGUAGAAAGUCAAUACAUAGGGUCGCAUAAACAUAAAUUGUGGGAAGCUAUAAGAGCAUCUGCAGCAGCGCCUAGUUAUUUUGAAGAAUUUAAACACGGCGAAUAUCUUCAUCAGGAUGGAGGUAUACUGGUAAAUAAUCCAUGUGCAGUUGCAUUACACGAAGCUAAACAAUUGUGGCCAAAUAAUCCAAUUCAAUGUGUGAUUUCAUUUGGAACUGGAAGGGCACCAAACCGAAUUUGCGAAAACAGUAAUGAUACGACGGAAUUGGUAAUCUCAAGUUGGAAAGAAAAAUUUUAUAAAAUUGUGGACAGUGCAACCGAUACGGAAGCCGUACAUACAAUGCUGAACGAUCUUCUUCCCGAACAUGUUUAUUUUCGCUUUAAUCCGUAUUUAACGGAAAUGUUGUCGAUGGUAGAAAUACGACCAGAGAAGAUCAAUCAAUUGGAACAAGAUGCGAAAAUGUAUAUACGUAGAAAUGAAGAAAAGUUUCAGAAAGCUGCUGGAGUUUUGUUAGAGAAAAGACAAAUUCAGCAGAAAGUUAUGGACUGGAUUGUGUUACAAAAACAAAUGUUAGGUCUAUGAGUUUAUGUAUUUCAUAGAUUAACAUGCAUUCCAUAACUUAUGACAGAACAUUAAAAAUGAUGAAAGCGUUAACAAUAAGUACAAAUCACAUACGAUAUAUAGUUAUUUUAUUUAAUUAAUAUUAAAUUAUUUAAAAUCAUAAAAUUACUAUUUGUUACUGUUAAAUAUUUAAUUAUAAAUAUUUGUCUUUUAUAUUAUGCUUUCAUAGUGAAAGAUUGUAGAAACUUUCAUACUUACUUCUGUAUGUCUAACGUGAUUUUGCACGUAUUUGUAAACAAUGACUUUUAUAAACAAUGUUAAAAUAAUAAUGUUCAAUCUAGAGGUAUUAUAUUAUAGGUACAAUUUUCAUAUGAAUAAUUAAUUGAACAAACCAAUUAAUAAUACAUUUUUUACUGUGAUUUACUUUUGGUGAUAUAUAUAUAUAUAUAUAUAUAUAUAUAAAUAUUAGAGGUAUGCAGGUAGCUUGAAAUUCGGUCCCGAGCUGUCAAGAAAUUAGCGAAUUGGGGCAAAGCUCGAUACAUUUCUGACCGAAUUAAGUCGAUUGCACACCCCUAAUGAAUACGUGUACAUACAUACAUAUAUUAUUUUAAGUACACAAUAGUUACAAAAAAAGGUUUUUAUCAUGUGAUGAAGCACCAAGUAUUAUUAGUCAGUAAAGGCUUGUUCGUAUUAUUAUAACCAUUAUCGUAUUAGAGUGAUUUGGUUUACCAGCAUACUUACUACAAACAUAUACUAGAAGUGGUUAUUUUUCUCAACUAGUUAAAUGUUUGAAUUGCUGUAUAGUGCAAUAACUCGUCGUCUACAUGUGCACGAGCAAAAUAAUUUAUCAUAAUUCUUUUGCAAGUAUGAAAGUAAUUUGUAUUUCACCGAAUGAAUGUAUUGUUACGUUUAAAAUCGUGGGCUAUUCUCUAUUUUAUAUGUAACUAUAAUGUUGUGUAUGUGAAUGCAUUGGUACAAAGAAAACUUUCAAUAAAAUAAGAAAUAUU
Messenger RNA from Colletes gigas, 3343 nucleotides. RefSeq names its product calcium-independent phospholipase A2-gamma-like. The transcript is spliced from 8 exons. Gene Ontology annotation, biological process: arachidonate metabolic process. The record is from RefSeq and is a predicted model, not a curated record. NCBI's taxonomy places the organism in Eukaryota, Metazoa, Arthropoda, Insecta, Hymenoptera, Colletidae. The coding region runs from base 588 to 2357 and encodes 589 amino acids. Gene Ontology annotation, cellular component: membrane.